UUGCUGUGACUUGAAUCUUCUAAUACAAAGUCAGCUUGUUUUUCACUUUGCGUUUCUCUUUAAAUACUUUGCACACCCACACAGAUUCAAUGCACGAAUUGAAUUUACUUCCUACACAUUUAACGGGUGCAACAAAAACGAAAGGUUCAAAAGACUUAAACACUACUACUUAAAAAUAAGUAUAAAACACGGGGGAUUUGCAGCUUCGAGUUUUUUUUUUAAUGCACGCUUGAUAUUUUAGACAUGCAACAUUUAAAAUUGAGUUUUGUAAAAAAAUAAAAAUAAUAAGGCUCGUCUGAAGCAUAGCAAACAUCUUCCUUUGUUAGGAUCUACAGCAAAAGGCUCGAAUUCUUGAGCGGGUUUGGAAGCUUUUAACUGUCAAACGCGUUGGCUGAGAGAAGAUUGAUCGUCGCUAUUAUUCCAACACUUGAAUUCUAAAAAAUAUAAUUUCCUCUGCGUUCGCUUUAAAAGUGGUGAGUUGCGAACAAGAAACUAGAGAAGUGUUUUGCUCCUAUAUUUUGCUGUGUCUUAAAGUAAAAAAAAUAAGAAGAAGAAAAUAAGAAAAAAAAGGAAUGCCGUCAGUUUUGAAAUGCUCCUGCUUAAAUUGCGACCUUUCGGUGAACCUUGCUACUGAUUGUAAAUAAAUCUGUAGCUUUGGAAAGUAAAAUCUAAAAGUUGCCAAUAGACCUUAAGAGUUUGUCCCAAUGUUUUUUUUUUCUUCCAGCAAAUCCUUGCUAAAUCUUUAACAACAAUCGAAUAACAACAAAAUAAUAUAAACGAUAGCAUUUGAAUCCUGAAAAGAUCACUUACACUGAUCAGUUUCAACGCCCUUUUCACCGCAACAAUGGUUUCGAGUCCAACCAAGUGACUAUCUUUGAAACAUUAUGAGCCAGGAGAUAUAUAUUUAUGGGUUUAUCAGUUCAUCUCAACUUUUCUUUGUGUUUGUUGAGACUACGCCUUGAUCAACUGGAGAAAGUUGCUUUUGCUUCCAAUAUCUGCUCGGGUUGUCAAACUUUUAAGAUUAAUGGGCUACAUUCAUUACUGCACAGCUUGCCAGAUAGUAUGUGCUGAUCUCCUAUGCGAGUUGGAACACAGUGACGCUUGGGCAUACAGGUAGUGAAGCGGUUAAGAAGGGCGCUUGGCGUGUGUCAAUCACUGCACCAUCGAUAUUGCAUCUUGAAGUUUAUGUGCGCAAAAAAAAAAAAUCGCGUUUUUUAUUGGAAAUAUGACCCCCUACCAAGAGACACAGAUCCACUCUCCUGUGUUUGGGAUCAAUAGAGAGAAAUAAUGCUUUCUUCUUUCCCACCAGGCCUCUGGAUGUCAUUGGCCGUGCAUGGUCACGUGACCAGGAAUUGGCUACAUUUUGCCCUAGUCUCCAGUUUAAUAGACCUACGUCCCCAUACGCCUGUAAUAUCACCAAUAUACACAAUUAUAAAAAGCCCGUAAAUAAUACCAACAAUUGCGAGGAUCCCCAUAUUCUUUCUUUUUUUUGUAUAUAUACACACACACACACACACACACACACACACACGCACACACACACGCACACACACGCACACACACACGCACACGCACACACACACACAUGCUCAUCUGCGUUUGAACUCGAAGAAGCGAUGAAUUUUGAAUUUGAGAGGGAGAUCGGGUUCAUAAACAGCCAGCCUUCCCUUGCAGAGUGCCUGACAUCCUUUCCCGCUGUCCUGGAGUCAUUUCAAACUUCAUCAAUCAAGACCUCGACAUUAAUUCCUCCUCCUUUUGAACACACCAUUCCCAGCCUAAAUCCGUGCACCAGCAGCCAGCCGCGACCGAGAAGCCCCAAACGGAUUCCUAAUGGCCUCCUUCUCCAGGAACCGGCACAGCAACCCCCGGCUCCCCCGGUUCCCUUUACCCCGGUGGCGGCCGAGUUCCCAUGGAUGAAGGAAAAGAAAUCCUCAAAGAAAAACCAUCACCAGUCCGCUGCCGGUGUGACAGGCACAACCUCCGCCUCUGCCUCGCUAUCUUCUUCUGGCUUUCUCGGCUCUGGGGUCGGUUCUCCUGCGGAGGCCCAUGAGAGCGCGUUGGAUAAUGGGAGCGGUUCCAGGAGACUCCGGACAGCCUACACCAACACCCAGCUCCUGGAACUGGAAAAGGAGUUUCACUUCAAUAAGUACCUUUGCCGGCCUCGCAGGGUAGAGAUAGCCGCCUUGCUCGAUCUAACCGAGAGGCAGGUCAAAGUCUGGUUUCAGAACCGGCGAAUGAAGCACAAAAGGCAGGCGCACCACAAGGACGGCCAAGAAGGGGACCCGGGUUCCAUCGAGGCCCUGGAAGAAGGGGAGGACGGAUCCCCGUUUGCCGGCCAGCCCCUGGAAGCGUCGGGGCCAGCGGCUUUAGAAAAGGAAACGACGUGCGGUUUGGCUGCUUGUAUUACGACUAACACUAAUAAUAAUAAUUGUAUCAAGGAGCCUGCCGCUAAAGAGCCUCUGCAGACCCCGCAGGAGCAUGCUGCUGCCCCCCACAAAAGGGUUAGGAUUUCAUUGCACGACUCGCCCACACCACAUAGCUUUACAACAAUGGGCCAGGGUUGCGCAUCUCGCCCCCCGGAUAACUCGUUUUCUGAGACCCAGGACUGUGCUUCGCUCCCUGAUUUGAAUUUAUUUUCUCCUGAUUCUUGCCUACAGAUUUCAGAAGGCUUGUCUCCUAGUUUGCAAAGUUCCCUCGACAGCCCUGUGGAUUUUUCUGAAGAGGAUUUUGACUUUUUUUCAAGCAGCCUUUGUACAAUAGACCUACACUUUUAGAAACAAAACAACAGAAAUACCUUUUUUUGCACCACCCCAAGCCUUUCCUCUUAUGUAAAUAAUACACAGGUACUGAUUUAAUUUAGAAAUUAAUCGUAAUCAUAAAUGUGGGGUUGAUACUGGAAUGUAUAGAACGCUUUCUGUUUAAUUUCACUGGAUUCCUUUGUUCAAAAUCAGGUAUUUGAUUUUUUUUUUUUAAAAUAUUAAUUCAUUCGCGAUUUUAUUUAUUUAAAUCAAUGUUAAAACUAUGAAUACAUGUUCACCUGUAAGCGUUGUGGCUGCUUGAAUCUUAAAAAAGAAACACAAAAUACUCAGGAAAUAUAUAAUUGAUUUUUUUAGACCAGCUUCUUCAUUUCUUUGUUUUUUUUUUCUUUUUAAAUUCUAGAAGUAGAUUAUUUAUUGAGAGCCUUUAAUAGUAAAUUGCAAAUUAUUUAUUGUACAUUAUUUUCAUAGGUAAUAAUAAUAAUAAUAAAAACUUUAUAAGCU
Messenger RNA from Acipenser ruthenus (sterlet), 3260 nucleotides. Its product is annotated as homeobox protein Hox-B2a-like. Bases 1617 to 2774 code for a protein of 385 amino acids. Gene Ontology annotation, molecular function: DNA binding; DNA-binding transcription factor activity, RNA polymerase II-specific. The transcript is spliced from 2 exons. The record is from RefSeq and is a predicted model, not a curated record. Gene Ontology annotation, biological process: regulation of DNA-templated transcription. NCBI's taxonomy places the organism in Eukaryota, Metazoa, Chordata, Actinopteri, Acipenseriformes, Acipenseridae.